AUUUAUGUGAAAAGUGUAAAGGAAUAGAUUAUGAGUGUGUUUAGAUUGAAUAGUUGUUGUUGCUGCAUCAACCUCGAUGUCGGCGCUAAGAUUACUGGAUUCAUAUGCGUGUUGUUUGCAGCUCUGUCAGCGACGCUGUUCGCGGUGCCGGCGUUGCUGCUACGGCUGCCACCAGCCACCAUGCUGUUCUACAGCGUUGCUGCCGUCACGUCUGCACUGCAGUUCAUCACUGGCAGCACCAUGGUCUGCGGACUGUUCCAGAAGCGUCCAAGCCUCAUACAGCCAUGGCUGCUCCUCACAUGGACAGUCUGCGGCGGCCUACUCCUCCUCUCCAGCGCGGGGACGGUCAUGAUGUACGUCAGCGGUGACGUCCGCGAGAGUUACGUCACCUCUAUCUAUUCUCUUUAUUCCAUGAUACUACUCUAUUUGGCAGUAGUGGUCCGCAGUCGGCGGGAGGAGCUGCUGGAUGAAAUUAAGUGGGAUUCGGGCAAGCGGCUCAUGAGGCCUGUCGCAAUCGAGAAGAAUCUCUACGUGUAGUAACGAAAGGUUCAAAUUCGUUAGGCAGCAUCAAAGCUGGCUAGGGAUCAGUUCUUUCAGUCA
Messenger RNA from Cydia strobilella, 600 nucleotides. RefSeq lists its product as uncharacterized. The record is from RefSeq and is a predicted model, not a curated record. Bases 31 to 537 code for a protein of 168 amino acids. The transcript has 4 exons. NCBI's taxonomy places the organism in Eukaryota, Metazoa, Arthropoda, Insecta, Lepidoptera, Tortricidae.